ACGGCGACGCGGAGGACUCGCCGGCCUGAGUUGCGGUGCCGGCGGACACCAGCCGCUAUGGCCCUCGUGGCGUGGGUCAGUCGGCGGUGUCACCUGGGCCGGUCGGGCAUCACGCGUCUGGCACUCGUCGGUGCCAUCGUGCUCUGGACGGUCAUCUUCAACGUGCUGACCUUCGGCGGCCGGGGGCCGCCGUCGCAGCCACCAAAGGGCACCAGCGGCUCGCUGGCGCACGUGCGCCAGAUUAUAGCUGACACGCUGCGGGCGGCUCCUGUGACCUCUGUGCGGUCGGUCGCCCCGGCGGUCCGCUCGGCUGCGUACGGUGGCCACGAGCCGCUCAGCUGCUUCACAGAUGCCUCAACGUCGGAGCAGCGCUCGUUCAACGAGUCGGAGCAGGCCAUGUUCCGCUACCUGUUUGACUGGCCCGAGGUGCCCACCAGCUCGUGCAAGCGCAUGAUCAAGUUUGGCGGCAUCGCCGGCGGACAGAACUGCCUGGUAGACGGCGACAAAUACGCCUGCCUAGACCCGCCCCUGAAGCUGGCAACAGCCACCGACUGCCUCGUCUACUCCUUCGGCAUCAACUACGACUGGAGCUUCGACGAGGCCGCGGAGCGGAUCUACACGCUGGACGAGAUCGUGACGCUUCUCGGCCACGAGAACCGCACUAUCCACUACCUGAAGAUGGACGCCGAGGGCGGCGAGUUCGACAUGAUGGCGCAGCAGCUGUUGGACGGCGCCGGCGAGUUCGUGCUGGACAAGGUGGAACAGAUCGGCUUCGAGAUCCACUAUCGCCUCGACCCUCGGCUCCAGAUGAGCUACUACCUGGAGGCCAACGAGACGGUGACCUACCUGCGCCAGCUCGGCUUCAACAUGGUGCAGUGGGAAUACAACAAGGUGGUGUGGCAGCGGUACAUGUUCCCGGGCGUGGAGCGACCAGUCAGCCUGCUGUACGAGAUCCUGCUGGUCAAGAACGGUGUCGACUCCUGGGACCGGCGGCUGCGCGUCUAG
Pollicipes pollicipes is the source of this 1005-nucleotide messenger RNA. RefSeq lists its product as uncharacterized. Lineage: Eukaryota; Metazoa; Arthropoda; Thecostraca; Pollicipedomorpha; Pollicipedidae. Bases 58 to 1005 code for a protein of 315 amino acids. The record is from RefSeq and is a predicted model, not a curated record. The transcript has 5 exons.